This is a messenger RNA of Amoebophrya sp. A120, 4330 nucleotides long. The record is from the annotation of a GenBank genome assembly. NCBI's taxonomy places the organism in Eukaryota, Dinophyceae, Syndiniales, Amoebophryaceae.
GCUCGAGGUCGGACUCGGACCGCCGCGUUCGUUAGAAGAAAGGCCUUUAGUAUUGUCAGAAGGGCAUUCGAGUAGUUACGAUAAUGUCCCGUUGAAACAUCAAGACCGUGAAAUUAUUGCCCGUAUAGGUGCCUUAAGACAGACCAUUUUUUCCACAUCUCACGCCUCUGUGCUCCGGCACCCGAACAGAUUUGGGAGUUCAUUUGUCCAGUGCUUCACGUCUCUUGGCACCACUGAUUGUAUUAAUCGACGCGACGCAUGCACAGACUUUCGCUUGCUGCGUGUCUCCCCCCGGCGGAUCCGCGAUUGGCGCAGCGCAAGUUGCUAGAUGCAGGAGGCAUCCUCGUCGUCUACCGCUGCGGAGGAGCAGCUGCUUUUGCUUCCACCGUCGGAAUCAACGGGCUCAGUAACUACUGAAAAGAGCGAGGAGUGUGACGGGACGACGACGAGUGUGAAUUCCUCAGAACAUCAAGCGUGUGAAGAGUCUGUGGAAGAACGCAAGGCAGCGAAAUCGGCUACUAGUAGUAGUAGUACGAGUAGGUCGAGCAGUACAACUGCCACUGGGGCUCUCUCUUCAUCUUCCGCUACUAGCAAUACAACAUCUUACGGAAGUUUCGCGCGACGGCCUAGUACACGGGCCGCGUCAGGCAGCGGGAAAUCUUCAAGUAGACCGCGUCGUGAGCCCUUCAAAAUAGUGCUGGAUCAGUCUCUGUAUCUUCCAAGGCACGGCCCUCGUUCGGGAGCAGACUCAUCACGCGACGCCAGGAGAGCUUCAUCAGCGCAAAUACACAUACCAGAAACAACGCCAAAAGAGCAGGACCGGCAUCCGGACCAACAUAUUCCAGGAGAUAAAAGCACGUUUCCCAAAGUCCGCAUCAGCACGGCUUCGUCGCCGGUCUCGUCGACCUCACCCGGAGACGCGACGAGACAUAAUCUUUCGAGUCGGAAAAAGUCCUCUUCGCUCCGCUUUCAACCACGGUCUAGGGGAUUCACGGCCGAAACGGUGACGUCUGAAGAAGAGCAGGCCGGGAAUUCCGGACGCCGGGAGGCUGUUCCGGGGUCGAACUCACGGCACGACCAUCCGGAGCCCGACCUCAUUGGGGCGAGCAAAAGUUUUGAGCGGGUGGGGGGAGACACCGGGGUUUUAUCUGCAGUCAAGGAAGAAGUCGUGGUAGCUACGAGGUCGGUGAAAUCAACACUGCACAGCUACACGGGCGGCGAACAAAACUCUAGAACCGUUGGCCAAGAACUUCCUGCGAGCUACCCAUCUGCUUCCGUCAUCAUGUUCGACGCACAGGCGCAGCCGGGGAUUCUCACCUCCGAUAUGGCCUCGUCAACACCGAAUAUGGUGAAUCAAGGACCGCUCCUUGUCGCCAUACUGAGUGUGUUCAUUUUUUGCUUCAACAGCGAGCUACUCCAGGACCUGUCGAGUGAGGUGUCACCCCUCUGCAAUCUUUGUUGCGCACACAUGAGCGGAUUGUUGUUUUUCCCGUGGACGAAAUGGGCAUCGAAAUGGAGGAACCGGAAUAUGCGUUGGCAAAGACCUGGCGGUGGUGACCACGAGGACACAGCGGGUAGUUCUCCCGUUCCCAUUCCGUCACCCGGUGGAGCAGGGCCCGCCCCUUCUCAGGCCGGUGAUUCGCAGCAGCAGCGCCCAGGUGCUGGUGUUGGUUUGCAAGUAUCACCAGAACGGGCGACGCAUUUGGAGGCUGCUGGGUUACCAAAGCUUCGCGCCGGCGGUUCAUCUGGACAGCACAGCGCGAACAACAAAUCGCUGCAAAAUAAUCAUGCUGGAGAACAAGGACAUCAGCAGAAUCAGCAAUAUCUUGACUCGCUCUACUCGGAUCAGGAGGAAGAGUCGUCGGUUUCACCGGGCGAUUUGUCCCCAUCGAGGAAGCGGGGCGAUGUGUUCUCAAAAUCGGAUGUUAAGUUUUGGCAGAAGGCGGCGUUUUUCUCCAUUCUGAUCAUGAGCUACAACUGGUGCUUUUUGAAAGCGAUGGACACGCUGCUCGUGAACACUAUGUAUGGAUCUGUUAGGAUUGAAAUUGACAAAGUCGAAAGAUUUGUGAUGCACAAAAUCGAUGCCAGUUGGAGCCUCAGUUUCCAAGUGGUGCAUGACAAAUUUCGGCAGCACCAAGAUCCAGUCUGUCAUGCUGUUUGAGCAAAGAACGCUGCUCCUGUUAUGCUACUCUGGCAGCACAAGCACAUCGCCUUCGCCUAAACAGGCUUGCAAUCGGUCUCAUAUGCCUCCUCCCCAACGCAGGCCAUGCGUGCCCUACAUUUUAUGCAUUACAAAUUUUUCGAUUUCGUCGAUUUCGAUCCUGGCACUCCCAUAAACACGGUCACGGCUCUCUACCAGGUGAACGUCGCACUGUGCGGCAUUUUAUGCAUUGCAAAAGUAUCGUACUCGUAGUAAUUGGAGUCAUGCAUUACAAAUUGCCUUCCCAAGGUAAAACAGCAUGACAAAUUUGAUUUCUCAUGCUGAGCAAAUUUGCCAUGCGAUUUAUACUAGUACGAUACUUUCGCAAGGCAUACAUUUUCGAGUACACCCGCGGACAGGGGUGUACGACGUUCAAGAUCAGCGGCACGGUGUUGUGUAUGCUAGGUGCAGCGAUCGUAGCCUUGUUUUCGCCCACGCGCGGCACCCCCGGCGACGAUCCGGACGAGGGACCGCGCGGCCACGUCGCGGCCGCCCUGGUGGGAUCCUCGUCCGGCACGGGCGUUGCUGCGCACUUCGGGCCGACGGCGGCGGGCAUUGGGUUUAGCAUAAUGGCCGCAGUUAUCCUGUGCAAAAGUAUCGUACUCGUAGUAAUUGCAUUUCUGCAUUACAAAUCUCUUUCUCAAGGACAAGGUAAAUCAGGAGCAUUAUAAAUUCAAUUUGUAAUGCUGGGGGAAUUUGUAGUGCAAUUCCAAUUUAUAUAUACUAGUGCGAUGCUCGUGCAUUGCAUAGCAGUCGGGGCGGCUACUUACGCGUGUCUGCUGGUGGAAAUGGUCGGGGUGGAAAAGGUGCGACUUUUUCAGAAAACGAUGGUGUAGUUCGUGCUGAAUUUAGAAGAACGGAUGAUUUCUAUUUGUUCUCUUUGGUUAUAUGUAUCAGCCUAUUCAUCUUCCUUUUCCACAGGCCCGCAACCCCGCCGCCUUCUGUGUGAACUUUGGUUUUGCGAUCAGCUUUUGUCAUUUGGUUCUCGUCGUGCCCUUUCUCUUCUUUGCCGACUGGAUGCACUGGGAAGAGCUGCGACUCCCGCCCAAUCUCCUCGACGGCCUCCGUUUCGCCCUGAGUUGCGGCAUGGCGUUCAGCGUCAAUCUGUGCUGGUUCUACGUGCUCUACGCGGGCGAGGACGCGAGUCUGCUGUCCAACGUGGUCGCACUCUCCAUCCCGAUCUCGGUCUUUCUGGACGUUUGCUUCCACGCAAAGUACCCCGGCGGCGCGGAGUUGGCCGGGUUGUCGGCGAUUGUGUGCAGCUUCGGGUUGUUCUUUCUCCACAAGAACGCGCGGGCGCGGCAAAGUUUGUACGACCGGUUGCGCAGUGAAAAAUUGAAAAGCGAGGACGUGUUUGUGGGACCACAGACUUCUGGGUUGGUCGUUCCAGCUGCAGCUUCGAGGUCACCUGCUCCUGCCACCACUGCCGUGGCCGGCGCGUCUUCGAGUAGUAGCAGUAGUGCUGUUGCAGCACAGAAGCAGAGCAGCUCACAGAAUAAUUAUCGAUACUUCGAAUCACCACCGGCGGCGGGCGGGAAGAAAGCGACGGCUAGUGUAUCUGGCGCGGGGGAUUACGCCAAUGAGAAUGAUUGGAUCUAAAAAUACAUAGUUUGAGCUUCCUUUUCUUUACUGAAGUAGUACGCUGUAGAAACAAUUUUGUAUAUUCAGGACGUUAAAGUCGAUAUGAAAGUCUCGUCGACACAAUAAUUGGAGGUUCGAUUUGAACUUCCUCAUGAAAAUUCAACUUCUUUUACCGUGCGCACGUGCGCGCUCGUCGUUGAUUCAAGAGUGUAAGUAACAAAACAAGCGCGGAGUUGUAUUGUAAAGGAAUUUUACGAAUUUCAGCUCUGAAGAAGACACUGACGCUAAACCAAAACUAGCGGCGCAGAGAAAAUACCGAUUAAGGGUAGACCAACGCGGCUGCCAACCUUUAUUAACGCUGCUGCAUCAAGUUAGGUGUGCAUCUUCUACAUACGAAUUUUCAGAAUCAUCGAUGUGUAAAAUUGCAACGGACCCCUUUGCUUUUGCAUUUGCUGCAGAUGCCGCAAGAACCCUUCCCAAUUUCUAUGACUCGACGAAAUCGAAAACCAAUCUUAAUGUGGAAGAAGCGCAAAGACCGCCCACGACUUC